This is a messenger RNA of Pipistrellus nathusii (Nathusius's pipistrelle), 312 nucleotides long. The record is from the annotation of a GenBank genome assembly. Lineage: Eukaryota; Metazoa; Chordata; Mammalia; Chiroptera; Vespertilionidae.
AUGCAGAAGGCCUGGGUGGGGAUGGCACCUGGAACCCUCUAUGUCUGUGACACCUCUCUCCCUAAGUAUCCCAGUCCUUGUACAAUCUUCUCUGAUCACCUUGUUAAAUGUCUAAGCCAGUCUUCAAACUCCACACAAAUUAGUUAUUCUCUAUCACAGUUCCCUGAAUGCUUCUCUACAGCAUUUAUCAAAAUUCAUCACUGGAUCUUUAUUUGUUUUUCCUACUUACUGUCUGUCACCCCUGUUAGCUCUGUAAAGUCAGGGCCUAUAUCCACAUUAUCCUCAGCAUCCAGCACAGUACCUGACACAUAA